Messenger RNA from Lodderomyces theae, 1248 nucleotides. RefSeq names its product Golgi transport complex subunit. The coding region runs from base 1 to 1248 and encodes 415 amino acids. The record is from RefSeq and is a predicted model, not a curated record. Gene Ontology annotation, biological process: intra-Golgi vesicle-mediated transport; cytoplasm to vacuole targeting by the Cvt pathway. Lineage: Eukaryota; Fungi; Ascomycota; Pichiomycetes; Serinales; Debaryomycetaceae. The transcript has a single exon. Gene Ontology annotation, cellular component: COG complex.
AUGUCGCUGAUAUUACUAGACUCAUUGAAAGAUGACUUGGACGACGUGCACAGAAACACAUUAGAGAAGACUGAUACUGAGCUAUACAAAUCAUCACAGAAAUUUCUUGAAGAUCUACUAAUCAAUGACGAAUUACUAUCAACGGACCAGUUCACCACUACUACAACUACAACACCAAGCAGCAACAACAAACCUCAUGCUAAGAACGUUACUCAAGAGAUUGCAGAAUUGGACCUACAGCAACAUCAGAUCAACAAGCAAUUGAGUUCUUUGACAGACUCACACAAGGACUUGAUCAUCGAUGUCAAUCACGACUUGAAUGAAAUCAACAACAGCUUGACUAAUGAUUACCAAAAAGCUGUAUCUGCAUUAAAGAGAAACAUAUCUUUUGACUCAAAGUUGCACGUUCUGGAUCACCACUACAAGUCGAACCAAAACUCGAUCUUGUCCAAUAUCGAUACAGUUUUGGACAUUUUGGAACUCCCCACCCUAUGUCGACUUUGUAUCUUACAAGGUAAUUACCAAGAAAGCUUGGAAAUAUCCAUUCUCAUCAAAUCACUAAUCAUUCGGUUCCCCAAACUAUCCAUUUUCAAAAUCGUUCUGGACCAAAUCGAAUUGGAGUUGCAACACAUGUUGAAAGGUUUAAUCAAAUUACUAAAUACAAAUUUAAAGCAAAACCACAUUCUCAAGAUUUUCCAAAUUUUAAACAAGUUGGAAACUGUUGACAACAAUUCCUUGCAUCGGGUUUACUUAAAUUCAAGAUUCAAAUUCAUCAUCAAUGAAAUUGCAAGUCUAACACCAAUUCUCAAGUUUAACAAAUUGACAUAUUUGAAACGGUAUGUUGAAGUUUAUCGUGAACACAUCUACGCUUCAAUUCAUGUUUACUAUACAAUUUUCCAAAACGAAGUUGAUAAAUUGUUGUUGAACCAAUUCAUAACAACACUAGCUAUGAACUUAUGUCGUGAGUUUACAUUAUACUUGCCUCAUAUUGUACCGCCACGCUUCACUGGCUCCACUGACCCCACUGGCCCCACCUCUUCAACAACUCACGAGUCAAUUGAAUCUGAAAUAGAGUUGAAAAACGCGAUUGAUGGGUUGAUUUUGCAAUUGAUUUACUUAUGUAAAUCGUUGUCAAGCUAUCAGUUUGAAUUUGAACCGAUAAUCCUAUCUGAAUUGUGUUACAAGCACAGCCUUAUUCAGGAAAACGACUGGAUUCGUAAUUUGAGCAAGAUCAAAAAACAUAAAUAG